GACGGCCAGAGUGGACUCCAUUAUCUCGAAACCCUGAGUUUGGGUGACUUUACUUGGACGAGUUCUUUUGGGAUUUAUUUUUUCCAUGUUAGAAUUAAAUUCAUGAUAUAAAUAGGAGAAUAUAUCAGGUGUUGAAAUAUCGGACGUUUGAGUGGUUCUCUUUGGAUUUGGGUUUGUGUAUUUGUGAAGGAUGGCACUGGACGGGAUACGAAUGCCCGAUGGCUGCUACGCCGACGGCACUUGGGAACUGAAGAUGCAUGUAACGGACCUUCACCGAGACGUAUCUCUGAGAGUUACCGGUGAAAUUCACAUUGGUGGAGUCAUGCUUAAACUCGUGGAAAAACUCGAUGUGAAGAAGGACUGGUCAGACCAUGCGCUCUGGUGGGAGAAGAAGAAAACUUGGCUGUUGAAGACUCACUGGACGUUGGAUAAAUACGGCAUCCAGGCAGACGCAAGGCUACUUUUCACUCCUCAGCACAAGCUGCUGCGUCUGCAGCUGCCCAACAUGAAACACAUGAGGGUCAAGGUCAACUUCUCUGACCGUGUCUUCAAGGCUGUCUCAGACAUCUGCAAGACCUUCAAUAUUCGUCACCCUGAGGAACUCUCUCUCCUGCGCAAGCCCCGUGACCCCAAAAAGAAGAAAAAAAAGUUGGAGGAGACAGAGGAAGAUGCCCUGGAGUUGGAGGGCCCACUUCUCACACCUGGAUCAGGGAGCAUCUACUCCAGUCCUGGACUCUAUAGCAAGACUAUGACUCCCACAUAUGACUCACGAGAUGGGAGCCCCUUGUCCCCGACCUCUGCCUGGUUUGGAGACAGCCCCUUGUCUGAAGGAAACCCCAGCAUCCUUGCUGUCAGCCAACCGAUCUCUUCUCCAGACAUUUUGGCCAAACUUUAUAAACCCCAGACUCCUCUGGACAAAGCUAAAAUCAACCAAGGGUGGCUAGACUCCUCCAGGUCUCUGAUGGAACAGGAUGUGAAAGAGAAUGACGUUUUGCUCUUGCGAUUUAAGUAUUACAGCUUUUUUGACCUGAACCCCAAGUACGAUGCCAUCCGGGUGAACCAGCUGUAUGAACAGGCCAAAUGGGCCAUUCUCCUGGAGGAAAUAGAGUGCACAGAGGAGGAGAUGAUGAUGUUUGCUGCCCUGCAGUAUCACAUCGACAAGCUGUCCAUCAUGUCUUCAGACAAUCACAUGAAUAACAGUGAGAAAGAGGUGGAUGAGGUGGAUGCUGCGCUGUCGGAUUUGGAAAUCACCCUGGAGGGAGGAAAGACAUCCAACACACUGGGCGAUAUCACAUCCAUUCCUGAACUGGCUGACUAUAUAAAAAUUUUGAAGCCCAAGAAAUUGACCCUGAAAGUCUAUAAGCCAUACUGGUGUACAUUCAAGGACAUCACAAUCUCUUGCUACAAGAGCCGUGAGGAAGCCCAUGGCACACCAGUUCACCAGAUGAAUCUAAGAGGCUGUGAGGUGACACCAGAUGUCAACAUCUCAGGUCAGAAAUUCAGCAUCAGGUUGCUAAUCCCAGUAGCUGAUGGCAUGAAUGAGAUUUGGCUGCGGUGUGACACUGAGAAACAGUAUGCCCACUGGAUGGCGGCCUGUCGUUUGGCGUCUAAAGGAAAAACAAUGGCAGACAGCUCUUACAAUCUUGAGGUCCAGAAUAUUCUGUCCUUCCUCAAGAUGCAGCACAUGAACCCUGACCCGCAGUUAAUUGCCGAGCCAAUCACAACUGACAUCAACCCUGAGUGUCUGGUGUCACCAAGAUACCUGAAAAAAUACAAGAACAAACAGCCAGGCUAUGUAAGAGACUUGAUCUCAGCCCGGAUCCUGGAGGCCCAUCAGAACGUGGCUCAGAUGAGUCUUAUUGAGGCCAAGAUGCGUUUCAUCCAGGCAUGGCAGUCGUUGCCAGAAUUUGGAAUAACUCACUUCCUCGCCAAGUUCCAAGGAGGAAAGAAAGACGAGUUGAUCGGGAUCACCUACAACCGUUUGAUCCGCGUGGAUGCUCAUACGAGAGAUGCUAUCAAAACCUGGAGGUUCAGCAACAUGAAGCAAUGGAACGUCAAUUGGGAAAUCAAGAUGGUGACGGUCGAGUUUGCCGAUGAACCCAGUUUGUCGUUCAUCUGUGCGGAGGUGGACUGCAAGGUGGUGCACGAGUUCAUCGGGGGCUACAUCUUCCUGUCCACGCGUGCCAAGGACCAGAACGAGUCUCUCGACGAAGAAAUGUUCUACAAGCUGACUAGCGGAUGGGUGUGAGCACACACUCCUCCCAACACCAGUGGGACAGAGGGAGGGCAGGGGGAGAGGAGAGAAGGGUGAAGCGGUUGGGGGGGGGGGGCGGUGUUUGUCUUUUUUCCCCCCAUUUUCUUGUCUUUAUUUUUCAGCCAUGCCAAGAGUCUGACGUGGCACGCUAGGAUUGUUUUGGAAGCUGACACUAUUUGCAAAAUGACUUGUUUUUUUUCUUUGUUAUUGCUGACAAAUGCAUUUAGAACACUAAUUAGUCCAGACUGACUUCUGCAAACGAGGUUCACGCUUCUCCACCUGAGGCUUGUCCGAGAAUGUUUCAUGAAACACACAACACAACUACUUUAAUGGGCGGCAGUCCUGCCUGUCGCUUUCCCAGAAUGCUCUGGGGCCAAUGACAUAGGGACGUCUAUCGCCCCGUUCUCUUUGUCAGUAGAAUCCAUGUAAUGUUAAAAACAAAACAACAAAAAAAACCCACAGUGUGACCUUCCACCGUGCAUGACUAUAGUCAAGCUUUUCUCACCAAGAGCAUCCAGUUAUUUAUUCAUCACUCACAAUUGUUACAUUUCUUUCUGUCAUUUUUUUGGGGGGGGGGGGGCAUUGGGGAUGAGGGUAGGGGGGCUGUGUUCUGGCUCUCUUGGUGCUCAUAUGCGUUGUCGAUUCUGUGUCAUUUUUUCCGUGCCUCUUCACUGUGAUUGACUACGAGUGUCAUGCUGCCUUUGAUUAGACCUGUCCCAGACGAUACCAUCGCCAUGUGAAUUAGAAAUACACAUGCUCCUUUAGUGUUUAGCACCAACCUAACCCAGGGAAUCUUGGCAACACAUGUAAUGUUGCUACACCAGAGAGACGAGAAAGCAGUGGAAGGCUAGAGCUGCACAGUUUGUCAAGCAGGCAAUACAAUCACUGUGAGAAGUUGGUUGUAUAGAACACAAACAACAACAACAGCAACGAUGAAAAAAAAAACCAGAAUACUACUUUUUAUUUUCAUCAGUCCAAAUGAAGUAUGGUGAAAGCACUUGAAUGAAGGUCCCUACAUGAAAUAAGCUGUAGUUUAGAGGCAUUUUGUUGUUUGACUGUGUACUCUAUGGCAAGGAUGUUUUUUGUAAUUCGAUGUAGACAAACGUAAAAUAUUACAAA
This is a messenger RNA of Chanos chanos (milkfish), 3373 nucleotides long. RefSeq names its product FERM domain containing kindlin 2 (gene fermt2). Bases 191 to 2248 code for a protein of 685 amino acids. Gene Ontology annotation, molecular function: integrin binding. The transcript has 16 exons. The record is from RefSeq and is a predicted model, not a curated record. Gene Ontology annotation, biological process: integrin-mediated signaling pathway; cell-matrix adhesion. Lineage: Eukaryota; Metazoa; Chordata; Actinopteri; Gonorynchiformes; Chanidae. Gene Ontology annotation, cellular component: focal adhesion.